This is a messenger RNA of Colletotrichum destructivum, 1069 nucleotides long. Its product is annotated as Putative S-adenosyl-L-methionine-dependent methyltransferase superfamily. NCBI's taxonomy places the organism in Eukaryota, Fungi, Ascomycota, Sordariomycetes, Glomerellales, Glomerellaceae. The transcript has a single exon. The record is from RefSeq and is a predicted model, not a curated record. The coding region runs from base 177 to 989 and encodes 270 amino acids.
AGCUACUUUCAAUCUGCCGAAACGAACGCUUACAGGCUCUUGAAGCUGAAGUUUCUUUACCCCUUUUCACCAUAUUGGCUACCCGAGUUCAACUACGGAUAGUCAAAUGAGACCGACACCGAGGUCCCCGAAAGCAGCGCAUCCACCAAUCGGUUCCUUUUUGUAGCCAUUCGACCAUGCCCUCAUCCAGCAAUGCAGUCUCCGGUGUCCCCGACAUGAAUCUCUACAAGCUGAACCGAGUUCACCGGAUCCUGGAAAGCUUAAGGAACAAGCCGGAUUGGACAGCGGAGGAUACCAUGUCGUUCGACUGCAUGCAUUACCUGGGCGACGCGGCAGUUGAGAACGCCGCCAAAGAACUGGGGCUCAAGGCCGGCGAGAGGGUGCUCGAUCUCGGGUCCGGCUUCGGCGGCACGGGCAGAUAUCUGCACCGACAUUUCGGGGUUACAAUUACCGGAAUUGAACUACAGCGGGACAUUCAUGAGAUUGCGCAAACCAUCAACGAGAGAUCCGGCGCUGGCGGCGGGGCGACGUCCAUCAACGGCAAUUUUCUCGACCUUGAUCCUGGCCUGAUGGGCGCGCCACUGAACCAUAUCGUCUCGUUCCUCUGCAUCCUGCACAUACCAGAGCGCGAAAACCUUUUUAAAAAGGCGUACGAUACCCUGGAGGCCGGUGGGAAGCUUUACAUUGAAGACUUUUUCGCGCUCAAACCCCUGGACGCCAAGACCGUCGAGGUACUGAGAGCUUCGGUUUCGUGCCCUCGCUUGCCGGACAAGUGCCAGUACAUGGAAGAGCUUGAGAAAGCUGGUUUUCAAGUCCUCAACUGGGUGGACAUGUCAAACACAUGGGCGGAGUUUGUGCAUCGCCGUGCGGAAGAGUUCAAAAAGGAUCCCGAAGUGGAUGCUGACCUGACGACUUUCUACGAUGCCGUGGACGAGGUGUUUACCGGGGGACAGGUCGGGGGAGCAAGGAUUACCUGUCAAAAGAAAUGAUCGUCUGUACUACGCCCCGUCUUUCACUCUUUCAAGAGGCCUGGGUGGCGGACUAUAAUCCCGUCAGCAAAAAGUUCAUU